CAUUCUCUGUUUUAGGGACAUCAAGAGAGUAAACUCGGUCAAUAACUCUACUAUAGGAUAUUUUUUUACUUUUCCGAAAAGUAUUUGUGGAACCACAGCAUUGUUCCUCUUUUACCAUUUGACCAAGGUUGUGCAGAAGCCAUAAAAAAAGGAGUUGGCAUCAUGGUGCUAAUGAUACUGCCAUUCAUUGGAUCAGUGUCGGCAUCUGAGAGUUUGGUGGCCUUGACAACAGUGUGUCUGGUCUACCUAAUCCUCAAGUUUUUUCACACUGAGAUUCCUGAGGGGCUACAUCGGCUGCCUGGACCAAAGCCCCUGCCUCUCAUUGGGAAUGUGCUGGAGGUGGGCAACAAACCUUACCUGAGCCUCACUGCCAUGAGCAAGCGCUACGGCGACGUCUUCCAGAUUCAGAUUGGUAUGCGUCCCGUGGUUGUACUAAGUGGCAGUGAAACAGUCCGACAGGCUCUCAUCAAGCAAGGGGACGAGUUUGCUGGCAGACCUGACCUGUACAGCUUCAGGUUCAUCAACGAUGGAAAGAGUCUGGCCUUCAGUACCGACCAGGCUGGUAUCUGGCGUGCCCGCAGGAAGCUGGCCUACAGUGCCCUGCGUUCCUUCUCCAGCCUGGGCGGCACAACCCCAGAGUACUCCUGUGUGCUGGAGGAACACAUCUGCAAGGAGGGAGAGUAUCUGAUCAAACAGCUCAACACUGUCAUGAAAGCUGACGGCAGCUUUGACCCCUUCCGCCACAUUGUUGUCUCUGUUGCUAAUGUGAUCUGUGGAAUGUGCUUUGGCCGACGCUACGACCACAAUGACCAGGAGCUACUCAGCUUGGUGAACCUCAGUGAUGAAUUCGGCCAGGUGGUGGGCAGCGGUAACCCUGCAGACUUCAUCCCUGUUCUUCAAUUCCUGCCCAGCACAACAAUGAAGAACUUCAUGGACAUCAAUGCCCGUUUCAACAAGUUUGUGCAAAAGAUUGUCAGCGAGCAUUACGCCACCUAUGAUAAGGACAACAUUCGUGACAUCACAGACUCCCUCAUUGAUCACUGUGAGGACAGGAAGCUGGACGAGAACUCCAAUGUCCAGAUGUCAGAUGAGAAGAUUGUAGGAAUUGUCAAUGACCUGUUUGGAGCUGGCUUUGAUACCAUCUCCACUGCCCUGUCUUGGUCAGUCAUGUACUUGGUGGCUUACCCAGAGAUACAGGAAAGGCUUUAUGAAGAACUGAAGGAAAAAGUGGGUCUGGACCGCACUCCUCUUCUCUGUGACAGAACCAACUUACCGUUCCUGGAGGCCUUCAUCCUGGAGAUCCUUCGCCACUCAUCUUUCCUGCCCUUCACUAUCCCUCACUGCACGUCAAAAGACACAUCUCUGAAUGGCUACUUCAUUCCCAAAGACACCUGUGUCUUCAUCAAUCAAUGGCAGAUCAACCAUGACCCUGAGCUGUGGAAAGAUCCAUCUUCCUUCAACCCAGAUCGCUUCCUGAGUGCUGAUGGCACUGAGCUCAACAAGAUAGAGGGGGAGAAGGUGAUGGUUUUUGGCAUGGGAAAGCGCCGCUGCAUUGGCGAGGUCAUUGCACGAAAUGAAGUCUUCCUCUUCUUGGCAAUCAUUAUCCAGAAGCUGCACUUCAAGACGCUGCCUGGAGAGCCACUGGACAUGACCCCAGAGUACGGUCUCACUAUGAAGAGCAAACGCUGCCGCCUGAGAGCCACAAUGCGAGCGAGUGAAUAAUGUGUGACAUGUACAAUGUGUGGCUCAAUGUGUGGUAUAAGUUGACUCUAUCACUGUAUGGAUCGCAUUCAGGUUAAGAGUCAGUGAAAGAAGCAUCUUUCUCAGAAUGUAAGGCACUGGAUGCCAAAUUUGGUCUACAGAGCUAAUGGCAUUGAAGCAAAUAAGUUAAUUUUGCUUGCUGCAGAUUUUCAACGAUGUCUAGGUUCGUAUGAACAUAUCUCAUGUCAUGUUUUUGGUUCUCUAGAUAUUCCGACACAUGAUUGGUGCUUCUCAGUGAAGUAUAAGGAGAUACCUGUUUCUCCUGCGUAGUGUAAACUAAACUGCUCCCAUUAAGAAGUUGUAAAAUACUCACAAAGUUACCUUGUUCAACUUUGGGACAAACAGUAUGUUUUACUGGAUAGGCAUUACUAAUUAAAACACUGCAACCAACAUGUUUUUCUUCUGUGACACAGGACUCUGAACUGAACAGAUAUUUGAUGACAUUUACAUGUGUAAGCUAAUUAUUUGUGUUCCAUUGUAAUGUGGAUGUAAGACACUGAAGCUAUAUUUGUAUCCCAAAAUGUGAUUUUUUGUGUAUAUCAAGUUAUUUCUAUUUUAUAAAGACAUUUUUAUGUGCCUAGCGUUUGUAUAUAUUUGAGGUAAAAUAGUUUUGCUGUGCAUGUUUGUGAAAUAUCAGGACACCAAAAGAGUUCCAGUGAUUUUUGGAAUGUAUUGGAAGGCUAUACAUUUUUGUAUUUUUAUCUCUAAUGUAUCAAUGAUUGUAUAACGUGUAAGGGAAUGUGAUCGGCGCACCCUUUAAUCAGUCACGCAAAUAAAAUAAAAAUAAAUAAAA
Morone saxatilis (striped sea-bass) is the source of this 2554-nucleotide messenger RNA. It is a transcript of the gene cyp1a, whose product is annotated as cytochrome P450 1A1. Gene Ontology annotation, molecular function: steroid 17-alpha-monooxygenase activity; iron ion binding; heme binding. Lineage: Eukaryota; Metazoa; Chordata; Actinopteri; Moronidae. The coding region runs from base 163 to 1722 and encodes 519 amino acids. Gene Ontology annotation, biological process: progesterone metabolic process; hormone biosynthetic process. The record is from RefSeq and is a predicted model, not a curated record. The transcript is spliced from 7 exons.